Agelaius phoeniceus (red-winged blackbird) is the source of this 567-nucleotide messenger RNA. The record is from RefSeq and is a predicted model, not a curated record. Lineage: Eukaryota; Metazoa; Chordata; Aves; Passeriformes; Icteridae.
GGGGGUCCCGGGGGGUCCCCGGUGCCGCCGUCCCUCGUGUGCCCCCCCCGGCCCCCCCCCGCGCCGCCGCUGCUGCGUCACGGCCCCGCCGCCAACGCCGCCCGCGCCCGCAGCGGCCGCCGGGGCCGGGCCGGGGGCGCCGACACCCCCGGGACCCCCCGGGAACCCCCCGGGAACCCCCGGGAACCCCCGGGAACCCCCCGGGAACCCCCGGGACCGGCAGCAGAGACUCGGGACCCCUGCCCGCCCCCGGGUGUGAUGGAGGCCGCCGAGGGGGGGGGGCCCCCCCCGAGCCCCCCGAGGCCCCCCCAGAUCGGGGAGGGGCAGGACGUGCUGGCACGCUGGACAGACGGACUGCUGUACCUGGGCGUGGUCAAGAAGGUGGACGCUGCCCGCCGGGGCUGUUUGAUCCAAUUCGAGGACAAUUCCCAAUUUUUCGUUCUCUGGAAAGACAUCAGCCCGGCGGCCGUGCCCGGGGAUGACCCCGCGUGCUGCGUGUGCGCCGGGAGCGCCCGGAACGCCGAGAAUUCCCUGGUGCGGUGCGGGAAGUGCGGCCACGGUCAGUGA